GUUCUGUUAACAUCAGCAGAAGUUGUUUUGUCUGCAUUGCCAUCUCCAUUACUCACUGAAGCAAAAAUGCUUAGGGACAGAGCUAUGAGUCAUUACCAAGCACACAGUUUGUUUGGAGGCAGCCACAGGCUUCAUGGUCAUAGAAAUGGUCUGGGAUUUGACAGACAGAAGUUAUGGAAGAAAGGAGCUUAUGUCUUUCCUCAAACGUAGAAAGUACAAAGAGAUGGUGCUGUCUUCUCUGAAAAAGAAGCGCCUUAGACUCUCUCCACUCGAACUGAGGUUUCAUCUCAGAGAUUCGCUAGGAUCCGGCCACCUCAAAACUAUCGAGGCACCCGCAGGUUUGCUUGUUAAGGUUGGAGCAGAAGUGGAUUGAAAUUUCAGUUGACACAUUCCAAAUGUUUCACAUGUUAUUCAGUUACAUAAAUGUACUUAUGGAGAUCAAUAAUCGAAACAUCUCAACCUAGAGGUUGAUAGAAAUCGAAGUAUCCGAAAGAUUUUAUCGUCUUCACAACUUAUGCCUCGCUUUCAUAAAGGAAAACAAGGUUCUGUAGAACACAUCUUCAUUUUUAUUAAUGAUCGCCAGCAACUUGAUCAUACUGGUUUUAUUUGUUCCAAAACUCGAUCUUGUGAAUUGAUUGAUGGCUCACGGGCAAAUGGUGACAGAAAUGGUAACCCUUAUUCGUCAAGAUCUGCACCUCACAACUCCAUCCUGUGUUCCGCAAUCUCGAAUGAAAUCAUCUAUAGUUGGCCUGCGUUUAAGCUUCAUAAAGAUGGAAGAGGACAUGGUACUUUAGCUGGAGCGGAUGUGAACAUUCGCCUUGGACCCUUCAAAGGUUGUAAGAGGCGUGUUCGUAAUAUCAAAGGAACUUCAGUCUUUGUUGAACUGAAAGUGCGGAUGAAAGUUGUCCCAGUGACCGACCAAUCUAUAACUUCUGGAUUGAUAGAUAUUAACUUGGCUGCUGAGAUGAUGGAUCCAGCUUUGCCGCCAAAUCCCAAGGAGGCUGUUCUUUACCGUCCUGUUCCACUCUUGACUUCUGUCGUUGCUACGACGUGCGAGGAGCUCUCUCCUGAGUGUGGUAUUAUUAUAUAUUUCUGCAUCAGGAAAUACAGUUCAGAGUACCUCGUCGCACACAGAGAGCUCUUCAAGUUCUAGAAAAUCUUCAAAGAAUAGCACUCUCUCUCGUCAUGAAAAUUAUAUUAACACCAAUGGAGAUACAAGUCAAUAUUUCGAGAAUUGUUUGUGUGUAGGUCCUAGCAGAAGUGGAAGUAGAGGAAGAACUUGAUUUAUGUGUAGUUCAUAAAAUGGUUCAUGAUUCAAAUUGUUCUAAAUCUAACUGCAUGAUUUUUACUAUUUGGAUUUUUGCAGGUUUAAAUAAUCUCUAUCCAUGCGAUCUACUUCCUUUCACAUGAAGACCUCUCUUCCUAAUAAUUGAUAGCGACAAAGCAAUGCAUUCAAAGUAGGUUUGUCAAAACUGACUCAUUGAAUCAUGAUGACCUAUCCCUUAGUAAAACACAGAUUCCAAAGUGUUUGGGAUUCGACUUGUCUAGAAACUGUGUAAGGCUUUUGAGAGAAAAUGAUGAGAUAUUUUAGUUAUCAACAUUGUCCGUGAAAGACACAGUUUGAGAUGCAAUUCGUGACAAAUCAUCUAGGUAUACACUGACAAACUCGGUUACAGCCAUUUUUGUUAGAUAGAAGAGUAUAUGAAGUUGACCAUAGUAAAACAAGAAAAUAAAAAAUACAUUACAGGAAAGUCAACUUUCAUAGAAGAGAAGCAAAUGAAAGACUUCCAUAGUAAAGUUACGUACAAUUGAUAUACAUUUUGGGUGGAAAUUGAUCUUAUUUUUGUGUUAUUAUUUUCAGGUCUUAUUUUCAUUUCACUGUCCUGACAGGAUUGCAUCAGGGAUCUACUCUUAGUCCCUUUUUGUUUGCGUUGGUGAUGGAUGUGUUGACGCGACGCAUUCAAGGGGAGGUGCCGUGGUGUAUGCUUUUUGCAGACGAUGUAGUUCUGAUAGAUGAGACUCGAGGGGGUGUGAAUGACAAAUUAGAGGUGUGGAGGCAAACUCUUGAGUCUAAAGGGUUCAGGGUGAGCAGAAGUAAGACGGAGUAUGUGGAAUGCAAGUUUAAUGACGUGAGACGGGAGAAUGAGUUAGUAGUGAAGCUGGAAGCACAGGAGGUAUGUAAGAGGGAUAAGUUCAAGUAUCUUGGGUCCGUGAUCCAGAGUAACGGUGAGAUUGACGAGGAUGUCUCGCACCGUAUUGGGGCGGGAUGGAUGAAGUGGAAACUCGCGUCGGGGGUGCUGUGUGAUAAGAAGGUGCCGCCCAAGCUUAAAGGCAAAUUCUAUAGGGUGGUAGUCCGUCCGGCCUUGUUGUAUGGAGCGGAGUGUUGGCCAGUUAAGAACUCCCAUAUCAAAAAAUGAAGGUGGUAGAGAUGCGGAUGUUGCGCUGGAUGUGUGGACUGACUAGAGGGGAUAGAGUUCGGAAUGAGACUAUCCGGGAGAAGGUUGGUGUGACUUCAGUGGAGUGCAAGAUGCGGGAAGCAAGAUUGAGAUGAUUCGGACACGUGAAGAGGAGGGGCAUGGAUGCCCCGGUCCGUAGGUGUGAGAGGCUAGCGUUGGAUGGUUUUAGGCGGGGUAGGGGUAGGCCGAAGAAGUACUGGGGUGAGGUGAUUAGGCGGAACAUGGAACAGUUACAGCUCACCGAGGACAUGACCCUAGAUAGGAAGGUCUGGAGGGCGCGAGUUUCGGCAGAGGAUUAGGGCUAGUUUGGGUCGCUAGUGUAGGGAACUACUUAGUGGGGGUGUUAUUCCUGUUAUGAUUCCGUGUUCCGUGUUCCAUGUUUUAUUACGAAUCUGUGUGCUUUCAUCUGUUUUAUAUUACUUAUGGGUGUCGUAUUUAUGUUAUGUAAUCUGUUUCUGUGCUUUACUAUGUGUUUGUGUGGUAUCUCGUGCCUUGAGCCGGGGGUCUAUCGGAAACAACCUUUCUACUUCAUCAGAGGUAGAGGUAUGGACUGCGUACAUCUUAACCCCCCAGACCCCACUAGGUGGGAAUACACUGGGUUUGUUGUUGUUGUUGUUGUUCUACUUGACUAAUCGUCUUCUACACAAAAUGAAGGAAACUGCAAAAUCUACUGGUAUUCAGGAUAGAAUUGUGAACUUGUCAUCAGUAGCUCAUGGAUGCUCUUAUAAAGGAGGAACAAAUUUCACAAGAUCAAUAAUAAGAGCAGGGACUGGACAAGAUCAGUUCCCUCGCACUCACUGACAAGGAAAUUCUUGGUGAAGGUGAUAAUACUAAGCUCGAGAUUCAGAUUAAACUCGAUAAAGAAAACAAAAUACUUUCCAUUCGUGACAGAGGUGUUGGUAUGAUUAAGGAAGAUCUAAGAAAGAAUUUGAGAACCAUAGCUAAAUCUGAAACUUUAUGAGAUUUCUACCAUAACAUUCAAGAGAGAUUUGUUUCCUUUAUAGAUUUCUUAAGUUGAAGAGAAAUUUGUUUCUUUUAUAGAUUUCUAAUAGUCAAAAGAAAUUCGUUUCCUUAUAAAUUUGUAACAUUCAAGAGAAAUUUCUUUUAUAUAUGAAAGAAUAUUGUGGGUGCGUA
Capsicum annuum is the source of this 3590-nucleotide messenger RNA. Its product is annotated as putative transcription elongation factor SPT5 homolog 1. Gene Ontology annotation, molecular function: transcription corepressor activity; mRNA binding. The record is from RefSeq and is a predicted model, not a curated record. Gene Ontology annotation, cellular component: nucleus; DSIF complex. Bases 515 to 1153 code for a protein of 212 amino acids. The transcript has 11 exons. NCBI's taxonomy places the organism in Eukaryota, Viridiplantae, Streptophyta, Magnoliopsida, Solanales, Solanaceae. Gene Ontology annotation, biological process: DNA-templated transcription; transcription elongation by RNA polymerase II; regulation of transcription by RNA polymerase II.